Messenger RNA from Suillus subalutaceus, 856 nucleotides. RefSeq lists its product as uncharacterized. The record is from RefSeq and is a predicted model, not a curated record. Lineage: Eukaryota; Fungi; Basidiomycota; Agaricomycetes; Boletales; Suillaceae. The coding region runs from base 239 to 643 and encodes 134 amino acids. The transcript has 3 exons.
UGUCAAAUUAGGAAUCACCAAUUUCCCUGAUGCAAAUUUGGGCCUUCGCUGACCUGGGUUCCAAAGGCAUUAUCAGGGGUCCUACCCACGGUGCAGCUUCGAGUCGUAACUCUACUCCUCGGUGUCAGUCCCGUAGGUGUGUACGUCCUCGGUGUCAUUAACAGGCCAAAUCAUACCAACGAAUUAGUUUAAAUAUGGGGGACGUCCCUCUGUUUUUCUCAGCAAUCUCAUCUCUACAAUGGCGACCGUCACUGAAGCAGCCAUACUCCUUGCUUCAACUGAGUCCAAUUUCUCUGAUGGAACACCGAUAGCUGAUGGAACACCCAUACCAAGUCAACCGCUGGACACAAACAAUCGCAUCACUAUCAUCCAGAACAACUUCAUUGCAGAGGGUGCAACCAUCAACAUAUUCUCGAGUAACUGUAACGGUUCCACUGUGACCAAGCUGGACUAUGUUGCUGGAACUGCUGAGCCUACGUCCUCGCAUUCUCCGUUAGCAAGACAAUUGGCACCAGUAGAAUAUGGUCGCGAGAGCGUCAUAUUAAAUGGCAAUACUUUUGGCCAGCACGUCAUGAUUAACAUAGGAUCCCAAGAUUGCACAGGCGCUGUUAAGCAAACCGCUCUUCCUAAGAUGUCAAACUAAGCAUGACAUCUUCGCAAAGCAAGGGCCAUUCCUUCGACUUGUCACUCAGUCAAGUCCUGUGCGGUCAUUCCCGACCCUAUGUUGGACAUUGUAUUAUUUUGUAUCAGAGCUUAGUCCUGUGCGGUCAUUCACGACCCUAUGUUGGACAUUGUAUCAUUUUGUAUCAGAGCUUAGUCCUGUGCGGUCUCCCACGACCCUAUGUUGGACAUUGUA